Messenger RNA from Clupea harengus (Atlantic herring), 1486 nucleotides. It is a transcript of the gene acbd6, whose product is annotated as acyl-CoA-binding domain-containing protein 6. The transcript is spliced from 8 exons. Lineage: Eukaryota; Metazoa; Chordata; Actinopteri; Clupeiformes; Clupeidae. The record is from RefSeq and is a predicted model, not a curated record. The coding region runs from base 220 to 1122 and encodes 300 amino acids. Gene Ontology annotation, molecular function: fatty-acyl-CoA binding; protein binding.
AGUAAUGCACCUCUACAUUGUUUAUCUGCCGGAAAUGAUGAGAAGGAGAGGAAAAAGAAGAAGAACUACUUCCUCGGAUGUUUAUUAGUGAGGAAUGAGAUCGAUUGAAAUAUCAGUUUGUGUGAGUUAUUAAAGCAGUAGCCUACAACACAUGAUAGGGUAGAACAGGUCGACUAUACGGUCAUAAACUGUAACGUUUGUAGAAACGUUUCGUCAAGUAUGGCGUCUCGGUCUCCAUCAUCUUCUCCGGACUCUGCAAGUGGCUCAGGUAACGUUACGGAUCCAGCACGGCCUGACACUGGAGAGCCACUAGGUUCGGAUUCUGACUCAGAUGGUGAUUUAGGACAAUUUUAUUGUGGUGGAGCCAAUUCGGGAGUUCGAUUGGAUGGAACAGAACUGGAAAAUGCCUUCGAAACAGCCGCAGAGCGCCUUCAAGAUCUCGUCCAAACGGCGAGCAGAGAACAAUUGCUGUACCUUUAUGCUAGGUACAAACAGGUCAAGACUGGCAAAUGUAAUACGGGAAAACCUGGCUUUUUCGAUUUUGAGGGCCAGAGGAAAUGGCAGGCAUGGAGGGCCCUGGAGGACAUGAGUGUGGAUCAAGCUAUGCAAGAGUAUGUCACAAAAGUGGAUUCUCUGGACCCGGACAACAGUUGGAAGUCUUCUGAAAGGAGGGGUUCAGAACGAAGGACAACGUUUGGUGGCCCCGCAGUCAGCUCACUUUACCAAGAGGAGAUGAUAAGAGAAGAGGACAAGAACAUAUUUGACUACUGCAGAGAGAACAACAUUGAGCAUAUUACCAAGGCCAUCAAUUCAAAGAAAGUGGAUAUCAAUAUCACAGACGAAGAGGGCCGGGCGAUGCUGCACUGGUCAUGUGAUCGUGGCCACAAGGAUCUGGUGUCUGUGCUCCUGUUAAACAAAGCUGACAUAAACAGCCAGGACAAUGAAGGACAGACAGCACUACACUAUGCUUCUGCAUGUGAGUUUGCUGACAUUGUGGAGCUGCUCCUCAAGGCUGGCGCUGACCCGUUAAUCAAAGAUCUGGAAGGUUCUCUGCCUGAAGAAGUUACAGAAUCUAGCACCAUAUCGUCACUUCUGCGUCAGUACACAGCUCCCAAAGGCUGAACGCCCCCCUCCCCUCCUCUCCCCACUGCCAAAAUGCUGAUUCACCUGUAAAGUGCUUCACCGUUCCAUUCCCCCAUGCCUAUGAGAGUUAUCCAGUGUCAAAUCAGCAGUGAUGCAAACAUAUGUUUAUCCUUAUUUACAAAAUGGUCCCUUUCAAGGAUUGUUAUGUCAUUUUCAUAAUCAAUAAAGAUAAUAUUUGAAGGAAAAAAAAAAUUCUGAGAUUUAUUUUUAUCGUUUGAGGUAUUAUUUUCUGCUCAAAAAUUCCAGUAUUACCUGUUAAGAAGCAGUCUGGAAAUAUGAUGGGGGUAAUUUUGUUGUGGGAGAAGCUUGACCAUAUGCUAUUAAUAAAGUGCCAUCAAUGAUA